Messenger RNA from Psylliodes chrysocephalus, 2411 nucleotides. The record is from the annotation of a GenBank genome assembly. NCBI's taxonomy places the organism in Eukaryota, Metazoa, Arthropoda, Insecta, Coleoptera, Chrysomelidae.
AUGUCCUACACGUUUUUCUUUUCCAUAUUUACCAAUCAAGUGGUAUGCGAAAUAAUAAAUCUAGAAGAUGGUAACUCAAAAUCCGAAUCUGAAGAAGUAUAUCAAAAUAAAAACAUAGACAGAGCUAUAAUAGUAAGGCCUCUUCCUAUACCACUACCACCACCAUAUUUUAAACCUCAACCACCGAUAAUCGUGACGAUAGGAGUACCAAAUGGUAUAUCAGAUGGUAGACCAAAUGUACAGUUUAACCCAUAUAACACUGAUUUCUCACAUAAUCCUAGAUUUGGACCUGGAAUAAACCCAGGACCUAGAUUGAUUCCAGGUUUAGGUACUGGGUAUAACCAAGGAAUAAGUACAGUACAAAAUCCAACCUUCGAAUUUAAUCAAGCAGGACAUUUUAUAAAUUUGGUGGACUUUAUGAAGGAAGCAACUAUUGGUUUGGGAUCCUCAUUACAACCAGUACAAUAUUUUAGACCUCAAAACGACUAUGUUAAUCCUACGUUUAAUUACAACCAUGAAAACAUAGAUCAGCCAAGUGAAUCAUCCCACGUAGAAAUCUUAAAAUCUCUGGGUUAUACCUUCCCUUCUGAAACAAUCUUCAAUCACCCUGUAUCAUUUGCUAAAGAAUACCUGCUAGAUGAAGCUUCCUCAAAUUCCGUCAAAAACAUAAAACAAACUGUUAAAAAACCAAAAUUACCUGACUUACUAACUGGUGAAGAACAAACAAAUCCUAACUACGAAAAUGAUGAAAUUUUAACAGAAGUUGAAUCCAAACCUGACAAAACUUUAAAUGAAAUGGAGACUAUACGUACUAAUUUUCCUUCCCAAUAUUAUUCCUCCAAUACAAAAGCUAUUACUUUUGAAAAUGACACCAUCAAUAAACCGAAAAACAUUUACGAAGUCAUAACUGCAGAAAAAAUCACACCGAAAGAAAUAGACAUGACUAAAGAGGGAUUGAAACUAUUUAAAACUACAACCAAAAUUAGCAAUGAAGGGGUGAUGAAAGAUGAUGAGACUAAAAAAUCAAUAGAGACUGAUCAAAUUGAGGAGUCACUAGUUGACGAAGGCACUCAAGAAAAUUUCGAUGUAGACGAAAAAGGAAAUAUGACGAUAUUAGACGAGGAUUCAGAUUUGAGCGUUUCGGAAUUGGAAAAAUCAGAUGAUAAGUUCACACUCCUCCUACCACAAAACAAUGGUAUUAUAUCAACAAAGAUUCCGAAAAAACGCAGUACAAAUGAAUCCUUCAAUGUAAAUAUCGGUGCCGGAUAUGGGUUUGGACUAGAUGAAGAUACUGCAGUUUUGCCAGGAAGUACCACUCAAAUAAACUCAACAAAUCCCUUGAGUAGCCUGUUAAAAGGCGAACAAGUUGUUAUUGGAAAGUAUCCUGUACAAAUUCCAAUAUUUGAUUCUGAAAUGGCCGAGUCAAAAAUUGUACCGAUGGAUCAAAAGAAAGUAUCAAAUAUCGAAAAAAAUAAUAAUGUUAUGGAUAUGAAAGAAAUACAACACAUUUUACAUAACGUAGGCGAUCAUUCUGAGUAUUCAAAAAUAGUACAAGUUGUAAAAGUACCAGCGGUAUAUGAGAUUCAUUUAGAAAAAUAUGAAAAAAAUCAUCAGAUAGCACCUAAGCAAUAUAUACAGCAAAUCAACAACUUAGUCAGCAGUAAUAGACCUAAAAAGAAUAAUUUAAUAAAAGUUAACAACAGAGAAAACAUUAUUUAUGGAAACAAAAUGAAAGAUUUUGUAAAAAUCGAUCAGUGGCAACACACGCAUAAAAUCAAAAAACGACAGAAGAAAACUGCUAGAUUUCCAACGAAAAAUACUAAUCUAAUCCCAAAUUCUUACCCUCAAAACCACCAAACUUAUUACAAACCUGAAUACACACCUUAUUAUCCUUCUACUCAACAAAAACAUUCAGUAUACAGCACCCUUACCCGUAAUAUACCUUUUACAUCAAAAAGAAGGUUUACUGAUAGAUCAGAAGUACUAAAUGAUAAUUUAGUUUAUGGUUCUAAUAAAGAAAAAGUACUUAAUCCCGACGAAAUCAAUAUACCAAUCCAACCAGGCACCACCAUGGUAACCUUACCAAAAUUAGAAGAGUCUAAAGAUAGAAAUUUUGUUGAAGUUAGUGAAAGUAAGGGUUGUAAUAAAGACUACAGCCAGCCUGUAAUUAUUCAACCUCCUGAAAUGAAAUCUGAAUCUAGCAAUAUUGAGAAUAUUUAUUUUACCACCUUAAAACCCAUCGAAAAGCAGAAUAGAGCUAGUGAUUGGUCUAGAUAUGCUAAUAUGAAUAAACAGCACAGAAGAAGUGGGAUCAGGCCUGUUAAAUAUAUGUUAUAUAUUAAUAAAAUUGUUACUGAAGGGUGGUAAUUGUAUGUUAUAAGAAAAUUGUAAUACUUGUUAAUAAAUUGUUA